AAGUGUGUUCGCUUUCUUCGUCAGAUUUAGAAGUAAACAUGUCUCGAUUUUUAUUAGUCAGCGUUUUCCUCAUUGCUGCCGUAGUUUUGCAAGUUACAGCAGAACCUUCGUGUAAAAAUGUUCAUUGCCCAGCACAUCAGCAAUGCUAUCUAUGUAAACCGUGUCCUAGAACAUGCGAAAAUCCUAACCCAGUGUGUACAAUGGAAUGCAAACUAGGUCCAGUAUGCUAUUGUAUGCCAGGUUAUGUCACUCAUAAUCAAAAAUGCAUUCCCGAGAGUCAAUGCCCAUAAGAUUUAAUGAUACACUUAUUAUUAAUCUAAUUAAUAAUUCAUGGCAAUAGG
Messenger RNA from Microplitis demolitor, 341 nucleotides. Its product is annotated as serine protease inhibitor swm-1. NCBI's taxonomy places the organism in Eukaryota, Metazoa, Arthropoda, Insecta, Hymenoptera, Braconidae. Bases 39 to 290 code for a protein of 83 amino acids. The record is from RefSeq and is a predicted model, not a curated record. The transcript has 3 exons.